GCGGAGGGAGACGUGAUGUGCGAGCGGUCUGCGGGCGGCCUGCUUCUAAAGCUGCUGCUGGUUGUCUGAACGUGCGUCUCUGAGCAGAACAGGAAAGCUCUGGUCAGCUUUUGUUUUUCUGCGAAAGUGAGCUGAAGACGAAAGAUGAGUAACGAGUGUGGGAGAGAGACAAAAGAGACAGAAAAAAACACGGCCGACUGAGCGCUUGCACUGAAGUCCAGGAAGUUUCAAAACCGCUACGUCUGCAAAAAAAAAAAAAAACGAUGAGGAGUAGUGGAUGGAUAGAAGAGGGAAAAAAAAUCCACCCGGUUAACCUUUGAACCGUCUUCCUUUUCUCUUCUGGAGUAGUCACAAGACGGACUCGUAUAACUUCACGAAUGACAGUCCAAACGGAGAGGACGGGACUGUGUGAAGGUGCUUCUACACAUUGAUGGUUGGUGCUGCUAAAGCUUGUUAAAGCAUAACUGAAGAUACUCCACUUUCAGGACAAACCCAGGAAUAAGACGCACACGCCAUCAUGUCCUCCGUCUACUUCAACCCAGGCUCGGAUUCAGGUGUAAACGGUAAUGUUGCAAAGAUGGAGGAUGCCAAAGUGCAGAUCGAUGAUGGGAAGGAGGAGAGCGCGCUGCCCGACACAAUGUACUACAACGUCAGGAAGAAAAUCACGCCCUUCGUCAUGUCCUUUGGAUUCCGUAUAUUCGGAGUGGCGCUCAUCAUCGUGGACAUCGUGCUCGUGAUCGUGGACCUCUCGCUGCCAGAGGAGCACAGAGACGCCGGGGAUGCCUUGGAGGCCGUGUCCCUCGUCAUCUCCUUCUUCUUCCUCGUUGACGUUCUCCUGCGGGUCUACGUGGAAGGUUUCAGAGUGUACUUCAGCUCCUGGCUGAACAUCAUAGACGCCUGCGUUGUGGUUGUCACUCUGCUGGUCACAAUGAUCUACGUUUCCACCAGCCUGACGGGUGCCAGCCUCAUCCCCAGGGUCGUGUCAUUUCUGCGCUUCUUGAGAAUCAUCAUUCUUGUGAGGGUUUUCAGACUGGCCGCUCAGAGGAGGGAGCUGGAGAAAGUCACCAGGAGGAUGGUUUCUGAGAACAAGCGGCGUUAUCAGAAGGAUGGAUUUGACCUUGAUCUUACUUACGUCACGGAUCGUGUCAUUGCCAUGUCUUUCCCCUCCUCCGGGAAGCAGUCCUUCUACAGGAACCCUAUCAAAGAGGUGGCGAGGUUUUUAGACACGAAACACGAAGGCCACUAUAAAGUUUACAACCUGUGCAGUGAGAAAGGCUACGACCCCAAGUUCUUCCACUAUAAGGUUGAGCGGGUGUUCAUUGACGAUCACAACGUCCCCUCUCUGGAGGACAUGCUGAAAUACACGGCAAGCGUGAGGGAGUGGAUGUCGGCCGACCCCAAAAACAUCAUUGCUAUUCACUGUAAAGGAGGGAAAGGGCGCACGGGCACUCUGGUGUGCACCUGGCUCAUCGACAGCGACCAGUUUGAGAGCGCACAGGAAAGUCUGGACUAUUUUGGUGAGAGGAGGACAGACAAGAGCCAAAGCUCCAAGUUUCAGGGAGUGGAGACUCCCUCUCAGAGCCGGUACGUGGGGUACUACGAGAUCAUGAAGACAAAGUUCAACAGGCAGCUGCCUCCACCUCAAAGCCUCAGGAUAAAGAGCUUCCGCGUCCACUCCAUAGCAGGUGUGGGUAAAGGGGACGGCAGCGAUCUGAAGGUGAAGAUAAUUGUGAAGAAAGAGCUGGUGUUUCAGUGUGUGUGUGCCAAACAAGACAACUGCACAGUAUUUCCAGAUGUGGGCAGUAACGCAGCAGUCAUCAGCCUCCAGAAUGGGCCUGUGGUUGAGGGGGACGUGAAGGUCAUGUUUGAGUCGAGCGCUGGUCUCCCAAAAGGGUAUGAAGAUGUUCCGUUCUACUUCUGGUUCAACACGUCGUUCAUAGAGGAGAACAAGCUGUUCUUACCCAGGGAAGAGCUGGACAACCCCCACAAGCCAAAGACCUGGAACCUGUACAAGGAGGACUUCGGUGUCACCGUGUUCUUCUCAGACUCUGAGUAAAAGGUCUUUAGAAAAAUUCCAUGUUUUAAUGAACGAACAGAAACUGGUCAACUUAACACUAAAGGAUAACUGAUAGACUUUCAAUUACUUCUCUGUUCAUGUUGUCAUCUCUAACGCAGUGGGAUUCCAUCGCUGACGUACUCAGCUGUUGCUCUAAUCAGUUUUGGCACUUAAUGUAUGAAAUAUGAGGGAUGUGUGAGGAAUUGCUAUUAAACAAUAGUAAUGUCUUCCAAUGAA
Mugil cephalus (flathead mullet) is the source of this 2293-nucleotide messenger RNA. It is a transcript of the gene tpte, whose product is annotated as transmembrane phosphatase with tensin homology. The record is from RefSeq and is a predicted model, not a curated record. The transcript has 20 exons. Bases 518 to 2056 code for a protein of 512 amino acids. Gene Ontology annotation, cellular component: cytosol; membrane. Gene Ontology annotation, molecular function: protein tyrosine phosphatase activity; monoatomic ion channel activity; phosphatidylinositol-3,4,5-trisphosphate 3-phosphatase activity. Gene Ontology annotation, biological process: transmembrane transport; protein dephosphorylation; monoatomic ion transport. Lineage: Eukaryota; Metazoa; Chordata; Actinopteri; Mugiliformes; Mugilidae.